AUGAAUAGUAAACUGAAGAGCAGACACCAUGUUCAAAAGCAAUAAUCUGAGUUUGCAAAAAAGAUUUUGAAACUUACUGAGAGCACUCCAUUCUCAAUAAUCAUGGCCAUAGUUACCAUUUAUGCACUCUUCGGAGAUGACAUUCGCAUACUGUCAGUUGAUAAACAAGGAGAUGAUGUAUUCUUCAUUCUAACCGUGAUUUGUAUGGUUGCUUUCUUAGCGGAAAUAAUACUUACAAGCAUUUGUAAACCAGAAUAUGUGUUUAAUUUUUACUUUGUAUUGGACGUGAUCUCCACAAUAACAAUGAUAUUGGAUUUGGGAUGGAUUACUGACACAUGGUAUUCGGGAGACCUUUCAAGUGCUGCUUAAAUUAAAUCAAUUGGAACUGCAUCUAGAGCAGCUCGAAAGGCAGCUAGAGUUAUUAGAGUGAUUCGAUUGGUGAGAUUGGUCAAGUUGUAUAAACAUGCUCGAUAAUAGAUGGAGAAGGAAUAAUAGAAAAAGCUAUUAUAGGAGUUGCUUCGAUAAGCUCAAUAAAAUAAAAGCUCAGAUUAACAGGCUCCUCAAUAACCGUAAAUACAGGCCUAAUCUAAUCUACAAGUAGUGCCGAUUGUUUCUAAUAAUGAAGAAUAAAGGGGAUCUCAAAAUGACAUUGAAUAGUCCAGAACUCCUGAUAAGAAUUCAACUACUUCUAAUCUUAAAACUUCAUCGACCACUUCUCAAGCUGAAGAUCAAAUUAAAGAGUCUUUAGUCGGUGCAUAACUCUCAGAUCUCGUUAUGAGAAGAGUUAUCACUAUCAUUUUGGCAAUUCUGAUAAGUAUUCCAGUUCUUUCAUUGGAUACCUAUUAAGAAAUGAUUAGUAGUUAUGACUCAGGAAUUUAUAGAAUCUAUUAAUUCAGAAACAAUGAUUCAGUGAUGAAGUCACUUCUCUAAUAAUAUGCCUAAUUCCAUGUGUCUGAGAUAUUUCCAAUCUAUAGUGUGGAUGUCAAAUUGGAAGGUGAUUCCAAUUAAAAAUUACACGAAUGGAGCUACAGUACAAAUCCUGAGAUCUUUGAAUAACCUGCUUAUGAAACAAAAAACCAAUAUAGAUUCUCUGAUCUUUAAUAUUACGUUAAAUCUGAAGGAUCUGAUUUAUAAACUUAUGCAGCUGCUGAUUUAGUGAGUUACAAUUAGACGAAUGCAAUUUUAUCAAUCUUUUAAACUGUCUUUGUCUGCAUUGUUUUAGCAGUUUCAGCAUUAAUGUUUAGUAAGGAUGUUUCAGAUUUGGUAAUUGAUCCCAUUGAGGCUAUGAUGCAAAAAAUUGAAAUGAUUGCAGCCAAUCCUUUGGAAGCAGUCAACAUUGAGGAAUAGGAGGACUUAAUAAUGGAGGAAUUGGAAAAACAAUAAGAUGUAGAAAAGUUGAAACAAAAAGAAAUUGAGAAACAUAUGGAAACUUAUGUGUUGUAGAGACUAAUAAUGAAAGUAGGGGCACUAUUGGCAGUUGGUUUCGGAGAGGCUGGCUCUGAAAUUAUAGCUGAGAAUAUCAAAAAGGGUGGUAGUGUUGAUCCAAUGAUUCCUGGGAAGAAGAUUCUGGCCAUCUUUGGUUUUUGCGAUAUAAGAAAUUUCACAGAUGCCACAGAAGUCUUGUAACAAGGAGUAAUGUUAUUUGUAAAUGAAAUCGCUGAGAUUGUCCAUUCUACUGUUGAUUCCAUGAGUGGAUCAGCUAAUAAAAAUAUAGGAGAUGCAUUCUUGUUAGUUUGGAAAUAUUCUCCUAAUGAUUACCAUCCAGACCCUGAUAAUCCUAAAAGCUUGAAGCUCAAAAACGACAGAUACAUCAAAUAGAAAGGAGAUAUGGCUGUAUUGGCAUUUCUAAAAAUAAUUACUGGAAUCUCAAUUUCCAAGAAAUUAGAAAAGUAUAAGAAGCACGAAGGUCUCAAUGCAAGAAUGAAAGAUUACUCGGUUAAAAUGGGGUUUGGUCUACAUAUGGGAUGGGGAAUUGAAGGAGCCAUAGGUUCUGGCUUUAAAAUCGAUGCUUCCUAUCUUAGUCCGAAUGUUAACAUGGCAUCUAGGUUGGAGGCAGCUACAAAGUAGUUCGGAGCGCUCAUUCUCGUUAGUGGCAUUUUGAAACAAUAUCUCACUGAAGAAUGCUAGAAGUAAAUGAGAAUGAUCGAUGUUGUUACUGUGAAGGGAAGUAUUGUUCCUUUAGAAUUACACACCAUUGACAUGUCAAUAAAAAAUCUAUAAUCAAAAAUCAAAGGGUUAAGAGACAAAUUUGAUGUUUCCUAAAUGACCCAGAAGGAGUCUAAGAAGUUUAGAGUUUUAAAUAGGUUUAAGAGGGAAGACUUAAUGAAGAAGGUCCAAAAUAAUUAAGUAUCUGUGACUGAUCUAUUUGCAACUGAUGAUGAAUUGGCUGCAGCAAGAGAACCUUACACAUAAGUGUUUUAUGAAACUUGGAAAAUAGGAUUUGACUAGUACAUUAAGGGAUCUUGGGGUGAUGCCUAAUAAACAUUCCAAAAAACUUUAACUAUGAUUCCUGAACACAAGGACGGACCCUCAAAUACACUCUUGGAAGUAAUACAUUCAUGCGGUGGAAAGGCACCAAAGGAUUGGAAAGGAUUUAGAGAAUUAACAGAAAAAUGA
This is a messenger RNA of Paramecium tetraurelia, 2616 nucleotides long. RefSeq lists its product as uncharacterized. Gene Ontology annotation, cellular component: membrane. Gene Ontology annotation, molecular function: monoatomic ion channel activity. The transcript is spliced from 6 exons. Gene Ontology annotation, biological process: monoatomic ion transport; intracellular signal transduction; cyclic nucleotide biosynthetic process. The record is from RefSeq and is a predicted model, not a curated record. Lineage: Eukaryota; Ciliophora; Oligohymenophorea; Peniculida; Parameciidae.